UGGUUGCUUAAAAGCACAAGCAACAAAGAAUUUUAACUACUAAAGAGCAAACAUACACUACAGUCAUCUACAGAUUAAAGCUUUAAGCUUUGAUGAUGAUCAUCACAAAUCUGCUCAGCCGGACAUUUAUCUAUCUAAAUCUUAUAAUGAUCCUCAUGACAAGUCAGACUCUGACCUUUAAUAUUAUAAUGACAUCGUCUAAGAAGCAUCAGGAUAUAACUCGUGACGCGAUUUUACAGACAACAGCCAAUAUCUGCAGAUCACGAGCAAUCCAGGAGGGACGAAAUUUCGAUAUGCCAGGCACACUGACAGUGCGGUCAGUGGCAAGAAGUUGUUACUCAUCUGAUUCAACCAAAGAUUUUCAAAGCAGCAUAAAUGACAUUAAUGAACACAAUGCUUUUGUUGAUGUUAAGCAUUUUCGUGAUGCCCCUUACCAUUUUGACAAUGAGGAGAUUUUGGCUGGACGAGACCUUAUUACUGAAGGACGUUUUACUGUCAAAUACAGUGUCAAGGAGCAGAACUAUCAAGCUGCCAGAGAAGCCCUUGGUAAAAUCCUACACACUUUGCAGGAUUUCUAUAGUCAUAGUAACUGGAUUGAAAUGGGAAAAACAGAACCAUAUUCCAACCUGAUUAAGCCAGAAAUCCCAAUUAACAACAUAGCAGAUUCAGAAACAUGCAGGAAAUGUACUGAUGACAACUGCAUAGGAAACAUCUUAGAGGAUGUCAUUAUACAGCAGAAACUAACAACAGGAUACUCUGGAAAUUACAAACCACAAGAUUAUGGCCCACUUAUAUGAACAAAUGAUCCUGAUGUGUUUAAACAGCAACUCAAUGCACUUACAGUUGGUAAUGGAGGAGAUUCUCCAGAAAUGAGUCUCUCAGGACUCCAGCUUGCCCUCACUGGAUCUCCAGCACAAACACAGAUUUUUGUUUUCACUGAUGCUGAUGCAAAAGAUAAAUGGUUAAAAAACACUGUGCAAGCAUUGAUUGAAAGAACAAAGUCUGUAGUGACUUUCAUGCUGACUAACACCAUUAGUUCUCGGCGUCGCAGGAGUGCUGGCGGUGCAGAUGGCCAGCAACUAGUCUCCCCUCAGCUGUUCAAUUCACAAGUCUACCAGGACCUGGCUCAGGCCUCUGGGGGCAGCGCUAUUGAGGUCACCAAAGAUACUCUGUCCCAAGCUACUGACAUUAUUGCAGCUACAUCCAGAUCUACACUGGUCACGCUUUUCCAGGCUGUAAGAAACCCAGCAAAAGCUGAAAAAUUGUCAGCAUUUGUGGACACGUCUGUGCAAAACCUGAUCAUUUACAUAACAGGGAACUCUCCAGAAUACACCAUCACUAGUCCCUCAGGAGUCUCACAGAGCAGCACUGAACUGAAUGGGGCUUUGGGGAUUAUUCAGAAAGUUGGUAACUUUCACACAGUGCAACCAAAUAUUGCAGAUCAGACUGGAUGGUGGGUUUUUGACAUUAAAUCAACACAGCCCUACAGCAUCAGAGUUGUUGGUCAAAGCGAGGUUGACUUCCUCUUUGACUUUGUAGAAUUUUCACAAGGGCUUCAUGCAAGCUAUGUUGCAUUAAACAGCAGGCCUUUAACAAACAACAAUGUCACCCUGUUGGUUACCAUGGUCGGUGGGGAUACCAUACAGCCUACAGAGGUGUCUCUGAUAGAAACUUCAACUUCAAAUUCUUUUAACGGGAUACUAGAAUUGGUAGCUAGUGGGCAGUACAUGCUGACCUUCAACAGCAUCCCAGCAGGAAAGUUCACUGUUCAUGUGGUUGGACAGCUCAGUCCCUCUUGAUCUUCAGAUAACACCUUUCAGAGACAGUCACCAACUCAAUUCCAGACAUCAAGUGUGAACAUAACGACUCCACCAGUUGGAACAAUGCAACCAGGAAAACAAUUCAUUCUGCCUUUCACAGUUGCAACCAGUGGCAAUGGAGGAAUCUUUAAUAUCAGCGUCAGCAAUGAUCGCAAUUUUGACACUCACUAUAACUCAUCUAUCACUCUUGUGAGUGGGGUCAGUGCGAAUGGCACAGUAACUCUAUUUGUUCCUGAAAAUACUCCCUCUGGAACUGAUGUCACUGUGACAAUUGAAGCUGAAGCACCAAAUGCAAGCGACUUCAAGCGACUUCUGUCAUUGCUCCGGUAA
Tachysurus vachellii is the source of this 2150-nucleotide messenger RNA. Its product is annotated as von Willebrand factor A domain-containing protein 7-like. NCBI's taxonomy places the organism in Eukaryota, Metazoa, Chordata, Actinopteri, Siluriformes, Bagridae. The record is from RefSeq and is a predicted model, not a curated record. The transcript is spliced from 13 exons.